Exophiala spinifera is the source of this 852-nucleotide messenger RNA. RefSeq lists its product as uncharacterized. Bases 1 to 852 code for a protein of 283 amino acids. Gene Ontology annotation, molecular function: protein binding. NCBI's taxonomy places the organism in Eukaryota, Fungi, Ascomycota, Eurotiomycetes, Chaetothyriales, Herpotrichiellaceae. The record is from RefSeq and is a predicted model, not a curated record. The transcript has a single exon.
AUGUACGAUUCCCUUACCUGGGCAAAGCCCGCGGCGUUAGGAACAAAUAAAGGGAUAGCCGCUAAGCUUAGGGCGGUUCAAGGCAGGUUCUUAAGGCUUGUGGCGUCCGCAGCGGAUGAGACGAUAUCGAUGCACCCUCUCGUGCAGGAAUCAGUGCGGUAUUGGUUACAGCAUCAGGGGGAGAAGGAGGCGAGUGUGGAGCACGCGGUUAAAGUGCUAGCCGCCAGCUUUCCCACCGGAGAGUACAGCAACUGGCCGGUGUGCCAGAACCUAUUCCCUCAUGCGCAGGCCACACUGCGUCACCAAGGGACCGGUGUCAUCAUGAGAGAAAGUCGAGGACGUCUCCAGUAUCAUGUUUCGUGGUUUCUAUGGCUGUCUUGGCAGUAUACAGGGGCGUUGCAACACGUCUCGAAGUCCUAUCAUAUUCGCGCAGCGCUUUAUGGAGACGAAAAUACCGAAUUCCUCGACAUUUUAGAACUAAUGGCAGCCGUGCUGCAAUCUCGAGGGAAUUACGAGGACACGGAGACGAUGCAUCGACAAGCGCUGGCGGGAAGGGAGAAGGAACUAGGAGAGAAUCAUCCCGACACGUUGACGAGCGUGAACAAUUUGGCGGUGGUGCUGCAAGAUCAAGGGAAAUACGAGGAGGCGGAGGAGAUGUAUCGACGAGCGCUGACGGGCUACGAGGAGGAGCUGGGGGUCGAUCAUCCCGACACGUUCAGUAGUGUUCACAACCUUGCCUAUCUCCUCCAUGCCCGGCAAUAUUUCCAGCAAGCGAUGGACCUCUAUCAAUGUGCCGUUGCUGGCUUUAACAGGGUGCUGGGACCAGAUCAUCCCACCACGGCGGCGUGUUGA